GCAGAGAAAAUAACAUUACAAGCAAGGUUUCUAGAUAUCGUGAAUUAAGUUCUUAGUUGAAUAGAUAAAUUUUAUUGAGAACGGAGUGAAACAUGGUGGAAGCAGAUCACGAACAUGGAGACUAUGACAGGAACAGGGAACUAAAGCUUCUUGAUGAAACAAAAGCAGGUGUGAAGGGUCUUGUUGAUGCUGGUUUAUCCAAGUUAUCAAAGAUAUUCGUUCAUGACAGCCAUAAAGUCAACGAUUCUUCUUCUUCUUCCUCUUCCUCCUCCUCCCCUCCUGCUACGGAUGUUAGUAUUCCAGUUAUUGAUUUGGGAUCACUGCACGAAGAAGGUAAUUCACGCCAUGAGAUCGUUCAGAAAGUCAAAGAUGCGUGUGAGAAAUGGGGUUUCUUUCAAGUGGUCAACCAUGACAUUCCACAGAGUGUUUUGGAUGAAAUGCUUGAUGGGGUGCGUAGAUUUCAUGAGCAAGAUGCUGAGGUAAAGAAAGAAUUCUAUUCACGUGAUAUUACAAAGAGGGUAUUCUACAACACCAACUUCAAUUUUUAUACAGCUUCAGAGAUUAAUUGGAGGGACACCCUCUAUUGUUUAUUGGCGCCAGGACCCCUUGACCCUCACCAACUCCCUUCAAUUUGCAGAGAUAUAACAAUUGAGUACUCAGACCAAGUCAAGAAAUUGGCACUAACUCUUUUAGAACUGCUUUCGGAGGCAUUAGACUUAGAAAGCAGUUACCUUAAAGACAUAGAUUGUGGUGAAGGAAUUUUCAUGGUUGGACAUUAUUACCCUCCUUGUCCUGAGCCUGAACUCACUUGGGGGAUAGGUGGUCAUACUGAUAUUGGCUUUGUAACUGUUCUUCUACAAGACCAAGUUGGUGGACUUCAAGUCUUUCAUGAAGACCAGUGGAUUGAUGUCACUCCCAUUCCUGGUGCUUUUAUCAUUAACCUUGGAGAUAUGAUGCAGCUAAUCACAAAUGACAAAUUCAUGAGCGCCAUGCACAGAGUUGUGGCUCAGAAAGUAGGUCCACGAAUUUCGGUUGCAUAUUUUCUGAGACAACAUGUUGAUGAUGAAUCUCCAAGAAUGUAUGGACCAAUAAAAGAGUUGUUGACAGAAGAUAAUCCUCCAAUUUAUAAGGAAAUGAAAAUGUCGGACUUGGUUAAACUGGUGUACACUACAAAGCUAGUCUCCUCUCCACUAAACCACUUCAGGCUCUGAAGAAGUAUCAAGAAUCAAAGAAUCAAAGAUACUCUUGUAUGAAAGUAUAUUAAUUACAAACUUUCUUGAGGGAUGCUAGAGUGAGAGAUUCAACAUUUAUUGUUUUAAAAAACUCUCAUGUCUUAUAUCUAAAUAAAAGUUCCUUCAAAAUUCA
Molecule: messenger RNA, 1365 nt
Organism: Arachis duranensis
Lineage: Eukaryota; Viridiplantae; Streptophyta; Magnoliopsida; Fabales; Fabaceae
Product: 1-aminocyclopropane-1-carboxylate oxidase homolog 1
Exons: 3
Coding region: 93-1211 (372 amino acids)
Source: RefSeq, a predicted model, not a curated record